Oldenlandia corymbosa var. corymbosa is the source of this 2911-nucleotide messenger RNA. Lineage: Eukaryota; Viridiplantae; Streptophyta; Magnoliopsida; Gentianales; Rubiaceae. The record is from the annotation of a GenBank genome assembly.
GUAUAGAAGUAUUAAAUGGCACCUUUUUGUGUCAGUUCCUAAUGGUGCAAAUUGCCAUAAGAACUCAAAAAUAGAAAAUUGAUCACCAUCAUCUCUUGCAUUCCCAUAAUUCUUCUGGAAUCACCAACUGAAUUAUUAUCCAGAUGAAGAUUCUCUUACAGAAAAAGUUUUAAGGGAUGAACGGAUGGAAAGGGUCAUUCGAUCCAACAACCUUAAGAAAGCUGCUUUCUUGAGCUGUCUCAACACUUCUACUGCGACCCUCUCUGAAGCUAAACAAGCCCACACCCAUGUCAUCAAGGAAGGUCUUUCUUCACAAACCCGUAUUGCCACCAAGCUUCUCUCUAUUUACGCAAAUCACCAGUGCUUCACCGAUGCAUACAGUCUCCUCUGUCGUAUCCCUGAGCCGGAUAUCCUCUCCUUCGCGAGCCUCAUCAAUGCUUGUUCUAAGUUCGAUCGGUUUUCGGACGCCCUUAAGGUGUUCGUUAGAAUGCUUGGAAGAAGCGUUUUUCCAGAUGCCCGCAUCCUUCCUACUGCGAUCAAAGCUUGCGCUGGAUUGUCAGCCCUUGAAUUGGGUCGACAAGUCCAUGCCUUUGGGGUGACUUCUGGGCUUAUGUUGGAUUCAUUUGUGGAAUCGUCUUUGGUUCAUAUGUAUGUUAAGUGUGAUGAAUUGAAUUAUGCUCGUAAGGUGCUGGCUAGAAUGUCCGAGCCAGAUGUGGCUUCUUGUAGUGCAUUGGCUUCUGGGUAUGCGAAGAAAGGUGACGUGGGUAAUGCCAAUGUGUUAAUUAGGGAGAUGGAAAAACAGGGCAUUCAACCUAAUUUGAUCUCCUGGAAUGGUAUGAUUUCUGGGUUUAAUCAGAGUGGGGCAUUUUCCGAGGCCAUUGGUGUCUUUAAGGUGAUGCAUUCUGGUGGGUUCAAGUGUGAUGGGGUUAGCCUUUCUUGUGCCCUCGCUGCGGUGGGAGAUUUGGAGGAUCUGAUCGUGGGUGUUCAGAUUCACGGUUGUGUAAUCAAACUUGGAUUUAGAUCUGAUAAGUACGUCGUUAGUUCCCUGUUAGAUAUGUAUGGAAAAUGUGGAUGUGCGUCGGAUAUCAUUCCCGUGUUUGAAGAAAUUGAUCACAAGGAUGUUGGUGCUUGCAAUGCAUUGAUUGCUAGCCUAUCUCGAGCCGGUAUGGUCGCUGAGGCGGUCAAGACUUUUAAACAAUGUCAGGAACAAGGGAUAGAGUUGGAUGUAGUUUCUUGGACCUCUUUGAUUGCUGGGUGCAUGCAGAAUGGCAAUGAUAUCGAGGCUGUAGAUCUUUUCAGAGAGAUGCAGGUGGCUGGGAUAGAACCAAAUUAUGUAACUAUCCCCUGUUUGCUUACUGCUUGUGCUAGUAUUGCUGCACUAGCACAUGGGAAAGCAGCUCACUGCUUUUCUCUCAAGAGGGGUUUCUCUGAUGAUUUGUAUGUGUGUAGUGCUCUUAUUGAUAUGUAUGCAAAUUGUGGAAGGAUCCAAGCUGCUAGAAGAUGCUUUGAUUGGGAGCCUAGUCGCAAUUUGGUCUGUUGGAACGCGAUGAUUAGUGGAUAUGCAAUGCAUGGGAGAGUUAAGGAAGCAAUUGACAUCUUCCACUUGAUGCAAAGCAGUGGACACAAACCCGACUUUGUUAGUUUCACAAGUGUUCUGUCUGCUUGUAGCCAACGUGGGCUUGUGGAAGAAGGGAAGAGAUUCUUCAGCAGCAUGUCUGCGGACUUUGGAAUUAAACCUAGGAUGGAGCAUUAUGCUUGUAUGGUUAGCCUUUUGGGUCGCACAGGUAAGCUUGAAGAAUCUUAUUCCUUGAUCAAAGAUAUGCCAUUUGCGCCUGAUGCAUGUGUGUGGGGCGCCUUAUUAAGCUCUUGUCGCGUUCACCAAAACACCCGCUUAGGAAAAGUUGCAGCCAAUGCUCUAUUCGAGCUGGAACCAAACAAUUCUGGAAAUUAUAUCCUCCUAUCAAACAUUUACGCUGCUAAAGGAAAAUGGAACGAGGUUCACAAAGUUAGGGAUAUGAUGAAAUCGAUAGGAAUAAGGAAAAAUCCAGGAUGUAGCUGGAUUGAGGUGAAGAACAAAGUGCACACGCUUUUAGCUGGAGAUUCUUCACACCCUCAAAUGAAGCAAAUUUUAGAAAAGGUAAAUAAGUUAAGCAUGGAAAUGAAAAUGGCAGGUUAUUUGCCGGAUACCAAAUUUGUAUUGCAAGAUGUUGAAGAACUUGAGGAGAGGGAACACAUAUUAUGUGGCCACAGUGAGAAACUGGCCAUAGUUUUUGGGAUUUUGAAUACAAAUCCAGGGACUUCUUUAACUGUGAUGAAGAACCUUAGAAUAUGUGGCGAUUGCCACACUUCAAUCAAAUUCAUAUCAAGUUUUGAAGAAAGGGAAAUUUUAGUUAGGGACACAAAUAGAUUCCAUCACUUCAAGGAUGGCAUGUGUUCCUGUGAAGACUUGUGGUGACGAUAGCAAGAUGGAGAUCCUCUGUCCGACUUACAUAUGACGUUGAUGCCGGUUCCAUUAGAUCAGGAUGAAGGCACUUUUUAGGUUAGAAUAUGUAGUAUACGAUGUUGUUAAUUCCGCGAACACGAUUUGAUAUUACCAUAGUGAUACAUGAUCUGAUGUUUUCAGUUUACCCCCUUGAUUACCAAGAGAAACAGGAUUUGAGGUUGCCCUUUUUAGGCUUGCAUCUUGUUUUCCAGUACAAAGCUGAUGCGUAAAAGUGAGGAACGCUGAAAAGAAUAUGGUAUGCUUUCGUCUUCAUUCCUAACCUGUUUCAACAACCGUGGGUUUGCUAUAUGAAAUGCUGAUAAUUAAACCCAGGCAUCAUUCUUCAAUUAUUAAAUGUUACUUUAGGUUUCCUUUUCUCUGUCCAUUUCAUAGUGGUAGAAGAAAUCAAAUCCCUGGUCCUAAAGAUGG